AUGCUCUCCCCCGCAAGAGCAUCAGUCAAGGUCCUCGGCGCCACGGGUGAAGUGAUCACUGUCAGCAUGGCGAAUGGGCAGCUUGAGCUGGAUGGUUCGCAAGAGGAACUCUGCACAGUGUUCUGCACGCCCCCGUCGACGUGGUGGACAGAUGUGCACUAUGCAUGCAGCACCAUCCAGCUAUGCACAACGAGGGACGAAGCCGAGCAGUAUCACGAACGUCACGGGUUCGGAAAAGGUGACGUUAUGAGCGCAGAAACCCUUUGGAAGCUUUCUCUGGCUUGGUAUGGUGACAAGCAUACAUACGAGUACACACGCAAAACUCCAGAGGAAGUCAAGGAGCUGUAUAACAGUCUGGGAAUGGCCUCCAGCUACUGGUCAAGCUAG
Molecule: messenger RNA, 387 nt
Organism: Diaporthe citri
Lineage: Eukaryota; Fungi; Ascomycota; Sordariomycetes; Diaporthales; Diaporthaceae
Exons: 2
Coding region: 1-387 (128 amino acids)
Molecular function (GO): alkylmercury lyase activity
Source: RefSeq, a predicted model, not a curated record